Molecule: messenger RNA, 1188 nt
Organism: Parnassius apollo (apollo)
Lineage: Eukaryota; Metazoa; Arthropoda; Insecta; Lepidoptera; Papilionidae
Source: the annotation of a GenBank genome assembly
AUGAUCCUGCCUAGUGUGAUUUUGCUCAACAGCGUUGUAACGUUAACAUUCGCUGAACCACCUUCAUCCGAUAGUGGUCAACAACUGUUACCUUCGCAGAACGCCGAAAUGCUCCUUCCUCCAUCACUAUAUUCCAUGAUCGAAAAGUCGGACCAAACGUUAAAUAGUCCAUUAGUCGCCAGUUACGAUACAAAUGAAAUAUCAACAAUAAAUGACAAAACGAAUGUAAAUAUGACUAGUAAUGAAGUUUUAAACGAAGUCGCCGAUAUAAUUUUCAAUGGCAUACCACAACAUGAAAAAGUAUUAGAAUUGUUGCUACAAGAUAUUCAACGAGGUAAUCAUUUAUUGCUAGUCGAGAACCGGGGAUCGGAAAAUAAUAAAAGCUCUGACGGAGUACUACAGCUUUUGAAUCGCCCAACGGAACACAUACAACUGCACCGCGACACAACGAUACAGUCUUUGACAUUACAACCCACUGUCAAAGAUGGCAUUGUAUUUUACGACGAUUCACCACUUAUCAAAGCCGUUAAAUAUGGCCAUGUGUUAGUUGUAGAUGAAGUGGACAAAGCGCCAACAAACGUGACAUGUAGCUUAAACAUAUUAACGGAAACCGGAGAGAUGGAAUUGAGUGAUGGUAGAAGGAUAGCUCCUAAGGAAAUGUAUAGCACUGAAGACAAAUCAGCGUAUUUUAUUCCUGCGCACAAAGAUUUUAGAAUAAUACUUAAGACUAGUAGAACUGGAUUUCCGUUCUUCAAGAAAACCUUCUCUGAUAAUUUAGGUCUCGGGUAUAGCAGCGUGCGCAGCGUCAGUGCGUCACUGCCGCAAGGAAAUCGUUCGAGCCGCUACCGCCGUGCUACUUCUGAGGGGAUAGGCACCAUUGUCAAAGCGGUCGGCACUAGCUCAAAGGUCACCACUGCCGUGAUGGGCGGCUCUGGCACGGGACCACAUACCGCUACAGCAGUAGCCUCAGGUAGAGCAGUCGCUAUUGCCACAUCAAUUACCUAUGGCUCGGGAUCCUCGACUUCUACGGCAAUUGCUUCCGGCACAUCAACUGCUUCUGCCUCAUCAUACUCAUACGACCGAGGAGUCGCCACUACUACAGCGAUCUCUGCCGGCUCGUCGUCCGCCAUCGCCGAGGCUAUCGCCAGAGGCGAUGAACGCAAAACAGACACAAAAAUUAAGGCCUGA